Messenger RNA from Chelonoidis abingdonii (Abingdon island giant tortoise), 3262 nucleotides. RefSeq names its product cocaine- and amphetamine-regulated transcript protein-like. Gene Ontology annotation, molecular function: neuropeptide hormone activity. Lineage: Eukaryota; Metazoa; Chordata; Testudines; Testudinidae. Gene Ontology annotation, biological process: G protein-coupled receptor signaling pathway; adult feeding behavior; negative regulation of appetite. The record is from RefSeq and is a predicted model, not a curated record.
GGGACCCGCUGCCGAAGACCCUAGGCCCCCUGAAUCCUUGGGCAGCCUGGGGCCCGGGCCUUGUGCCCACAGCCCAAUUCUGACACAGGUCAGGGUAAAGCUGCCCAGCACCCACCUGGCAAAGUCAAGCAGAGCCAGGACGGGAUUUUAUCUGUCCUGGGGCUGAACCAAGCAGGGACGGGUCCAUUGUCCCCAAGCUGGCUCCAACCCCACAGCAAAGAGGGGAAAGCGCUGCUCCCAGGAAAGACCUGGCAGCCAGACGCCUCCUCUCAGCUCAAGUGCUGAACUCUCGCCGAGCUCCCGGCCCUGGCUGAAGGGAUUUGGCCCGACCUCAAGCUGUCACCAGGAUGGAGAGGCGGACGCGGCCAAGCGGGAGAGCCGGUGCCCCAGGGACAGACAGACGCACGCCGUGAUUAGUUAGAUGGAUGCACAUGGGCCCAGCCAGAGCGCUCUGCUGAGAGAUGGAUGAGCACUGAGGGGACAGAUACCCAGACAGUGAGAUUAGCUGGAUGGAUGGGUGUGGGGGGAACGGACAGACUCUGACAGAGAGAUUUUGCUGCCCGGAGCCCUUGGGAGCUGGUGGAUGAGGGAUUUGUUACAUUUAAUUCCCUUCUUCUUCGCCAAACACACAUUAACCCUCUCAUAAAUAUUAACACCCCCUCAGACACCUGGCUCCAGCCCCCACCCCAACUCCUCCAUUCAUCCUACUCACCGCAGCCUGUUCUGGCAGCAGCCCCCAAUGGGAGAGGAGGUCUCUGUGCCAGCCCCUGCCGUGCUCCCCCCAGCCUAUCCCACCUCCCACCUCCCAGUGCGUGGGCUGGGCGCGGCUUGCCAGGCCAGUCUCUUGCUGCGCUCGGAGAGGCACAUUGGCAGCAGGCACCCGUCGUGCCCCAGCCCCAAAGAGAGCUCCCCACCGAUUCCCCGCCAUGCAGCGAGCCACCAUGCUCCUGCUCUGCCUGGCUCUCCUGGCCCACCAGGAGGCAGAUGGGGAUGCCCAGCUACCCCAGGACUUACCCCUGAAACACUUGUACCAGCCGCAUGAGAAACAACUGCUGGUGGAGCUGCAGAAUGUGCUGGAGAAACUGCAGAGCAAGAGGAUUUCCACCUGGGAGAAGAAAUAUAACCAAGUCCCCAAGUGCUUCAUCGGCCAGGCCUGCGCAGUGAAGAAGGGCGCCCGCAUCGGCAGGCUGUGUGACUGCCCCCAUGGAGCCACCUGCAACUCCUUCCUCCUCAGGUGCUUGUAGCCACUGCAUGCGAGGGACCCCCAGCCACAGAUCAUCCUCCCAUGCUGCUAUGUGUUGUGAUUCCCCGGGCAGGAAGCCAGGGCAGGCUGGCAGUGGCCACUCUGCUCAGCAGAGCCCAGAAGAAGGGGGUGGCAAUGCUGGCUACUCCAGGAGGCUGCCGCAGGGCUAGGGUCUCCUGCUCCUCUGACCACCCACUUCCCAGGGGCGCUGCUCAGUCAAAAUGGUGAAACCAAGGCCACAGGCUUUGUCUCGCUUUCACUUGCUGCCUGCAGCCCACCACCACACCUCGGCGCCCCACCCGGCUCCCCUGCCACUUGCCCUGUUAGCCAGACGCCUCCACCUUACAGCCAAACCAAACCACUGCUUUGGAAGUUUUUUUUAAUGACAUUCCUGGUUCUGUUCGGUUUUGUAAAAGCCUUCUAAAAAAAUAAACCCUGACUGUUUGAGCUGAGCCAAGCGCAGCCACCUGCAGCCUCUUGCGACCUCAGCAUGACUACAUUUGAGGGACAGCAGAGGGGUGGACACGAGCCAGCCUGCUGCCUGUUCUUGGGGACCGCCAGGCCUGGGUGAGGGUCUUCCCCAGAGAUCCCUGGCAGCACUGGGUCCCAGGGCACCAGCUCUAGAGCCUGGCACCAAGGGUCAGUCACCUCAGCCCCACGGAGCAACUGAGCCCAGAGCUUGGCCCCGGGGCAGCACUAAGGGACCGGAACGGGAGGACUGCAGUACCAGGGCAGGGGAGGGAGCCGUGAGCUCUAACUCUCCCCUUACGGGAAGCAGCAGGAGCUCUGCAGGGCUGGGGCAGUCACACAGCAAGUGACGCCAGCUGCACCGGGGGGCGGUUGUGGGGUGCUCUGCUGGGGGAGGUAGGAGGGUGCUGUGCAGCAGUGCACUGGGCUGCUCUGCAGCGAGAGGGGAGCAGCUGGGUGCGUGGGAGGAGAUGCCCACCCAGAGCAGUGACACUGAACAUCCCUCAGCACAGGGGCAGCCGCGGGAGACCAGCCUGCUCCCAGCUCCCAAUUAGCUGUGCAGCUGCCUGCUCCAGCAACGCCCACAUGCUCCCCCUACUGCCACCGGUCGGGGCACCCAAGGGAGGGUUUGGCCCCUUGCCCCUUCCAUGCACUGCCGGUAACACCCAGAGACAGGCCAGCUCAUGGGAGGGGAUGUUCAAAUGGCUCCAGACUCCAGCCCUGUCUGCUCCGGCUGGGGCAGGGACAAGCAGGGCACUGGCAAGUUCCUAAACAUCCACCUGCAGAGCUGCCCCCACCCUCCUGUUAGCCCAGACAACGCAGAGAACACAGCUGGAGCUUUCACCCCCCUUGCCGUGUCCGAGAUGCAGCCGGGAGCAGGUGACACUCAGCACAUUAAUCACUGUUACUCUGGUCUAGGGAGUUUAGGAGCUGGCCCCAGCCUGCGCUGGAGGGAACCCACCUGCAGGGGCCCUGGUUCCCUGCUCUUUGAAGGGAGGUAAUUAGUGACAGCUGUGACAUGGGCUCCCUGGCAGGCUCAGAUCACUGCCCACAGGGGACAUCCAGCAGGAUGGGACAGGAACACGGACCACUGAGCUCAGACUGAUGCCAGAAGACAAUGCCCAUUACCAGCACCAGAGACACCUCCUCCAUCCCCUCAGCCUGCCAAUCAUGGGCCCUGGGCUACAGCAGCAGGGUGCAGUGUGACAAGACCGUGGUUCCCAGGAGGCUGGGCUGGCGGGGUUGGAGGUCAGCGCUGGGAUGUACCCCUGGAUCAGAGCCCUAUGCCCAUAGGACACGGCCAGGCCCCCAGGUGGGAGAGACGCUGGCUUGGCUGUGACUUGCUGCCCUAGAACUGGGGUGACGGGGACAGGAGAGAAGCUGCUAGCCGGGGUGUUCCUAGGGGGAAGGGCACACUGGUGCUAGGAGGCCUGGCUGAGCUCCCUCCAUGCCUGCAGGAAGUGCUGUGCUGGCAGGGGCAAUAGCAUCAGCCCAACACGGCUCCCGGGAGGGGCAGUGCCAGGCCAGGACAGAGGCCAGCCCAGCAGUUUC